AUGGGGUCGUUGAAUCGUCUGAGAUCCGCUCAUCAGGCGGAUAUCAAGGGUAAAGGGAUCCUCUAUGAGGAUGAUGAUGCACCCAUUAAGCUGGUGGAUCGCGAUGAUUCUUUUGUAAUCAAGGAGUUUGGUUUGGCUCUCAUUGGCAAGAUUCUUAAUCCAAAGAAGCAGAAUGUUGAGAAGCUGUUGCAAACAAUGCCUUCUCAAUGGGGUUUGUCUGAGAGAAUUACCGCAAGUGAUCUAGGGAAUGGGAAGUUUUUAUUAAACUUCAUGACUGAGGAGGACCUGAACUCGGUGCUGAGACGAGGCCCAUUCCACUAUAACUUCUGUAUGUUCGUUCUGGUGCGUUGGGAACCCAUUGUACACGAUGAUUAUCCAUGGAUUAUUCCUUUUUGGGUACAGCUCAUUGGCUUCCCCCUUCACCUUUGGACUGAUGCGAAUCUAAGAAACAUAGGAGGGAGAAUUGGCCAUGUCGAUACUCUGGAGCUAACUGAAGGCCGCAUGCUUAUCGAUGUUGAUUCACGCCGUCCGCUGAAAUUCUCUAGAAAAGUGGAAUACGAGGGUGACGAGGUCACGAUUGAAAUAAAGUAUGAUAAGUUAUUCAAACACUGCACCACAUGUGGCCUGUUAUCUCAUGAGAAGGGAUAUUGUCCCAAUGUUGACGUUCGAUCAAGGCUACAACAUGUGGAAAGACCUGUGUUCUCGCGACUGCAGCAGAAUCAAGAUGUGUCUCGUCAAAACUGGGGGAGGGACGCUCUGGCAAAUACUAGAGCUACUCAGCAAUCUUCGUUGCAGAGUAGAGGUAUUCAAUCCUCGCAGUACUAUACGUCCAAACCCUUAAGGUCUGAUGACAUGAGUACUUUGGGACAGGCAGCUCGAUAUUGGGAGGAUGAUAGCAGCCGUGGACGUCAUUCUGAUAGGAUUAUCCGUAGCAGAGAUGAUCACUCAAGGAGAAGUAGAUAUGGUGGGGCACGGGGUGCAGGUCCUUAUGCGCGCCCAAGUGAGAAGAUAUAG
Messenger RNA from Brassica napus (rape), 1014 nucleotides. RefSeq lists its product as uncharacterized. Bases 1 to 1014 code for a protein of 337 amino acids. The transcript has a single exon. The record is from RefSeq and is a predicted model, not a curated record. NCBI's taxonomy places the organism in Eukaryota, Viridiplantae, Streptophyta, Magnoliopsida, Brassicales, Brassicaceae.